AUGUUCUGGUGGUGUCGUUUGGAUUCGUUUGUCUCUUUACAGCAUACGGGGGACUACAGAGCCUGCAGUCUGAAUGCUGAGCAGGGGCUGGGCGUGGCGUCUCUAAGUGUGAUCUACGGAUCCCUCCUCUUGUCGGCCAUCUUGCUUCCUCCGCUGCUCAUCAAGACACUGGGCUGCAAGUGGACCAUCGUGGCCUCCAUGGCCUGCUACCUCACCUACUCCUUUGGAAACCUCUACUCAGGCUGGGAGAGCCUGAUUCCCACCUCUGCAGUGCUGGGCCUCGCUGGCGGCCCCUUGUGGUCAGCUAAGUGCACCUACCUCACCCUGAGCGCCCAGCGGCAGGCCCAGGAGGAAGAGGGACAGGCUCAGGAUCUCCUCAGUCAGUACUUUGGAAUCUUCUUUGCCAUGUUCCAGUCCUCCGCCAUAUGGGGGAACCUGCUCUCUUCACUCAUCUUCAGCCAGGACACACACGUAGCUGACAUCUCAGAGGAGGCGUUGCAGUAUUGUGGGGUCGGUCUGUGUGCUGAUGAGUUAAUCCAAUCAGGGAACGCCACUCGGCCAGAGCAGAAACUGGUCUACACACUCAUGGGCUGCUACAUCGGUAUGGGUCUGGUUGCUAUGGCGUCAGUGGCCAUUUUCCUGGAUAAUAUUGAUGGGGACGUGGCUAAGGAGUUCCGUGGGAGUGGCCAGUCGCUGUGUAGCACUGCCAUGGCAACCGUGCGACUGCUGAGCGACCGCAAGCUGCAGCUGCUCGUUCCCAUGACGAUCUACAGCGGCUUGGAGCAGAGCUUUCUCUGGGCUGAGUUUACCAAAAACUACGUCACCUGUGCUCUGGGUAUCCACGUCAUUGGGUUCAGUAUGAUCUGCUUUGGAGCAUGCAACUCUGUCUCCUCAUUCCUCUGCGGGAAGAUAGCACCACUCACAGGCAGAAUGGUCAUGUUUGGCCUGGCUGCUCUGACCAACUUCUGUUGCAUCAUGGGACUGCUGUUCUGGCGUCCGCACCCCGACCACUUUGCCGUGUUCUUCCUGGUAGCAGGGCUCUGGGGGAUGGCGGACGGCAUUUUGCAGACACAGAUCAAUGCUACGUAUGGAGUUCUCUUCCCCGACCACAAGGAGGCAGCAUUCGCCAACAUCCGGCUAUGGGAGUCAGCGGGCUUCCUGCUGGCCUUUGGCUACAGCUCGCACCUGUGCCUCUCCACCAAGACCUACCUGCUGCUGUCCGCCCUGGGCCUCUCCCUGCUCACCUACCCUCUGCUGGAGCUCCUGGUCAGGAGAGGAAGAAUCGGCUGUUGCAGACCUCCACAGCAGCAGGGGGAGCAGUCCGCAGUACAUGGCACAGGAGAUGCAGUUCACAUGAACAGCAGUCUGUGAAGCAAAUUGUGGGCCCUGUGUACAAUCAGCUCCAAUGGACCCCCCAGCCAUAACUCUACAUGAAUCGGACUGUGUGUGGGCCCCCUAUAUACUGUACAUGGGGCCCUGGUGUCUCAUUCACACUUGACCCCACAGUACGACACCCCUGCUGUAAAGCAUGGAGGAAAUACAGUAUCUCCUGCCCAUGACUGAAUAAAGUGUGUGAACUGUGCGAACACUUCACUUUGCCAUCUGAGGACGGCAGUCUCAUCAAGAACAUUGGUGGAGGAGUCACAGGGCACCCUAGUACCAUAAAUGGGCAGUCAUGUGAACAUAGUGGAGAAGUUGCAGUGCAUCUUAUGAGAGGGUGAGAAACUGGAAAAAGAUGACAGCAUGUACACACAGACAAAGGAUAACACACGCGCACGUACACACACACCAGUAUGUCCCACUUUUGCCAUAUGUAUGUGUAUGUGAUCACCUGUUUCAACCUUUGAUUACAAAUAAAAAGUCCCCCCAUCAGAGUA
This is a messenger RNA of Engraulis encrasicolus (European anchovy), 1877 nucleotides long. Its product is annotated as protein unc-93 homolog A-like. NCBI's taxonomy places the organism in Eukaryota, Metazoa, Chordata, Actinopteri, Clupeiformes, Engraulidae. The transcript has 9 exons. Bases 1 to 1371 code for a protein of 456 amino acids. The record is from RefSeq and is a predicted model, not a curated record.